AUGAACGCGACUUUCGAACACGACUCAAUUCCAGUUGGGGUCGACAGCUGCACAUCCUCCACAGUCGGUGGCAUAAGGCAUCUUUUCGUUGGGAAAUUGACUCCAGUGAAGGGUAUGAAAUUGGAAGGAGCCUCUGGCUCCAUCCCAAUCGUUGCAAAAGGAACUCUGCAAUUGGUUUUCGCGGACGACAAUGGGCACACGCAUCAGCACCUGAUACACGAUGCCUACUAUGCUCCACGUCUGAAGCUGACUUUACUGAGUGCACGCCAAUGGUCAAAGCAAGGUCCAACUAAAAGAAAGGGAAUGGAACCAAUCCAAAACUUCAAUGUGUGUGGUGACACUGUGGAACUACGUUUUGAGAACAACUGCGUCCGAACUGUCCCAUUUGACAGCGACACAAACCUACCGCUCCUGAUGACAAAGCCAGGCUACUCUUCCUUCUCUUCACACCUCAAAUCUCAGCACAUUACGGCACAAGAAACACGAAUCCGACCAACAGCUUUGACCUUCCAAGAUCUGCACCCCCCUGACGGAACACACCCCAAUCCUCCAUCAGCACGACAAUGUCAAGAUUGCGACCCCAAGGAAAAAGAUCCUUUCGACCUGCAUGGUACUACAGCACCAAGCCUUGCCAAGACCUUUGUCGAUAACUUUGAAGAGCCACCAGCAGUCCUUGAAGAUUUCAAUUUUGAAUCCCUCCUCACUGGUGAAUGGGAUGAUACAGCGCCAGAAGCAACUCUACCAUCGCUAAAUGAGACGGAUAAGAAGACUCUCUUGCUCCGAUGGCACUACCGCCUCGGCCACAUGCCUUUCAAGCACCUCAAAGCCAGUGCCAAAGAAGGCCUCAUCGAUUGUCGGCUUGCAACCAUCAAAGAAUUCCCAUUCUGCCCCGGUUGCCAAUUUGGAAAAGCAACCCGACGACAAUGGCGACAUCGCUCCAAGAAGAAAGAUGGCAGUCGCAAGACUCCACAUCAAGCAACCAAGCCUGGAUCGGUCGUGUUGGUCGACACCAUGAGCUCCACUAGCGUCCCAGGUCUGAUGCCCCAACUUCGCGGACACCCUACUCUAGCACGAUUUCAUUAUGCUACAGUCUUUGUUGAUCACUACAGUGACCUGGACUACGUACACCUUCACCAAUACAACGAUGCCAACUCAAUUCUUGAAGCCAAACUUGCGUUUGAACGUCAUGCAAACAGUUACGGUGUGCGCAUCCAACACUAUCACUGCAACAACGGAGUUUUUGCUGAUAAUUCCUUCAAGGCAGCUUGCAAAGCUGCACACCAAACACACACCUUCUGCGGAGUCAAUGCUCAUCAUCAAAACGGCAAAGCCGAGAAGCGUAUCCGUGACCUUCGUGACUCCGCUCGCUCCAUGCUUCUUCUGGCAAAGCACAACUGGCCAGCGGCCAUCACUGCUCAUCUUUGGGGUUUUGCUAUGGUUUACGCUUCCCAAAUCCGCAAUUCCACUCUUCGAGAGGGAGAACACAGGACAGCCCUUCAAAAAUUUGUCGAUUCUGAUGAUAAACCAAACGUCAACGUCUUCCAUACUUUUGGUUGUCCCAUCUACAAUCUGGAUCCAAAAACUACAGAGUGGAAGCUCCUUGGAAAACAAAUGGUGUGA
This is a messenger RNA of Cylindrotheca closterium, 1620 nucleotides long. The record is from the annotation of a GenBank genome assembly. NCBI's taxonomy places the organism in Eukaryota, Bacillariophyta, Bacillariophyceae, Bacillariales, Bacillariaceae.